AUGGGUUGUUACACUUCCAAGUCUAAAAACAGUAAAGUAAAUCCAAACUAUUCUCUAAAUCCCAUCCUUCCGUUUGCGAACAAAAAACCAUUAGAAAAAUCAUAUGUUUUGGGUAAAAGCCCACCCUUCAUGAGCGAACAAAAAUGUUUUAUGAAAAAUAAUUUUAUAUAUAAAUAAUUAUUAAUAGAUCAUAUCUAUAGCUAAUUUAUGUUUAACUGUAUUUUAAAUAUACAAAUUAAAUAACUGUUUUCCAAUUUUUGCGGAUUGGGAUUUUUUCAAAUUUCGAAAAAAUAUUUACUGUAAAAUUUAUGAGUGGACAAAAUUUUUUUGUUUGCUAGCAAAGAGGAGUGAGCAAAUACGUAGAAGUCAAAUCACUAACAAAUAACAAGCUCUACUUCACCAAGCGAUCAGAUAUUGAGUUGCUUAAAUCGGCAGACCAAAGCAAAAAUCAAUUGAAUGAAGAAAGUUCCCCUCCACACAAACAGCUAGAAAGGCAGAAAUCAAGGCGGCAAAAGUUUGUAAGAUGCCAGAUCUUGAAUUAA
Messenger RNA from Blepharisma stoltei, 542 nucleotides. The record is from the annotation of a GenBank genome assembly. Lineage: Eukaryota; Ciliophora; Heterotrichea; Heterotrichida; Blepharismidae.